This is a messenger RNA of Lachancea mirantina, 333 nucleotides long. Lineage: Eukaryota; Fungi; Ascomycota; Saccharomycetes; Saccharomycetales; Saccharomycetaceae. The record is from the annotation of a GenBank genome assembly.
AUGUCCCAAAAUAUAUUGCAAGAAAUGGCUUCAUCGCUUCGAUCAAGCAAAGCUCAACUUGAAGUGGUUAACAUGCAAUUGAGUCGCCUUGAACGGCAACAAAAGCUGGCGUCGGUGACAGCUAAAGAGCUGGAAUCUUAUCCAGUGGAAAACGUUUGGAGAUCUUGUGGGAAGAUGUUCAUGUUUCAGGAUAAGGCCAAGUAUGUUACUGAGCUCUCUCAGGAUGAAAAGAGUGUUGAAGAGCAAAUUAAAGCUAUGAAAAUCAAGCAGCACUAUCUACAAACUACGGUGGAUAACACGGUCGAAAGCCUCAGACGAGUUGUGCAACAAUGA